This is a messenger RNA of Boleophthalmus pectinirostris (great blue-spotted mudskipper), 1600 nucleotides long. Its product is annotated as complement factor H-related protein 3-like. Lineage: Eukaryota; Metazoa; Chordata; Actinopteri; Gobiiformes; Gobiidae. The coding region runs from base 33 to 1250 and encodes 405 amino acids. The transcript is spliced from 7 exons. The record is from RefSeq and is a predicted model, not a curated record.
AACCUCUCCACAGUUUUCAGUCCAAAGCAGCAAUGAAGCCCACAGUGAUUUUUAUGCUGUUUCUAUGGAGACUUGUGGAGUUUACUUUAACACUAAAUGAGUGUUCAAAGCUGCCUUCAGUUCAACAUGCAUUUGUUUUGGAUGAAUACAAAAAGGCAGAGUACCAAAGGGGAGAUGUGAUUUACUUCUGCUGUGAUCCUGGUUUCACGACUGGUCUGAACACCACCUACAUCUGCACUGAGGACGGCUGGACAGCUGCCGCCAUCGGCCAGUGUGUUGAGAACUCGUUUCCUGUGCUUCUGGGCUGCACUCCCCCUCCACCGCUCACAAAUGGAUAUUUGCUGGAUAAUACAACGUUAAUCUAUGGAAAUGGUCAGAUUGUCAGAUUCGGAUGUGAUGAUCACCACACUAUGACUGGAGCAUUGUUUAAAACCUGCACCAAUGGACAAUGGACAGGUGACAUCCAGUGCAUUCCUAUAACAUGUAAAGUCAGUGCUGACCCACCAUCAGGCACUACUUACAAUCCUCGGGACAGGAUCAUUUUCACCCCUGGAGAAAGUUUGACCGUCACGUGUGGAGAAAAUAAGUGGGUGAAGAGCACCGAGCUUCAGACAGCUCAACUCGUUUGUAAAAACACAGGACGCACAGGAAGCUGGGACUUUAACCCUGUGUGCCAACCGGUCAAAUGUCUCAAAGAUGAUCCACUUGUCUACCAGUGGGAAAGCACUAGAGAUCCUUAUUAUCCGUACUCUUAUCGGACCUCAGCCGACAUUGAUGAAAUAUUAUGGUAUCAGUGUCGUGGAGGUUUUGAGGCUGUGGACAGGGACAGCAGAGCCAGGUGCACCAGACGAGGCUGGGAGCCAAAACCUCUUUGUAAAGUUCCUCGGGGUUGUGGAUCUCCACCAUCCUUGGAUAAUGGAGACUUCUUGGCCCCCAGUGGAACAUUUAGCCAUAAUUCACAGGUUGAAUACCAAUGUCAAGUCAUGCACAUAAUGGAAGGAGGCCCAUACAAAACCUGCCUCAACGGACUUUGGACCGGGGACAUCAAAUGUCUCAAACCCUGCACGGUGACCGACGACCUGAUGCGAUCAAAUAAAAUAAAAUCCAGAUAUGGACGGGGACAAAAGCUGUAUGCCCCCCAUAAUGAUCACAUCACAUUUGACUGCAUCGAAGGAGCUCAUCCUAUCGGCACACAGGAGAUGAGAGUGAUCUGUACCGAUGGAGUGAUGCUCCUCCCCACAUGUGUUUAAGAAAGAUCAUGGUAUAUGUACAAAAUGUAUACAUCCCUGUUAAAUACAGUUUACAAUACAGAUUGAUGCUGUUGAAUAAUUCAGGAAAAUCACUGACAGAUUUAUUUUGUUUCCUUUAAAGAUGCACUAUGUAACAUUUCUAUUGACGGUUCCACCACCAUGGAGAUGUCUUUGCUUUGCCUAGCAUGUUCACAAGUAUAACAUUCUCCAUUUUGCAUGUUUUCCAUUCUGUAUGGAAUGUAUUACAGUAUUUUCUGUUUGAGAGAAGAAGUCAGCCUCAAUGUGCAGGAUUUGUGUGUUAAACAUGUGUGAAUGAAACAAAACACAACUCUGGGUAUGUGUUUGAUGAG